Molecule: messenger RNA, 2535 nt
Organism: Neoarius graeffei (lesser salmon catfish)
Lineage: Eukaryota; Metazoa; Chordata; Actinopteri; Siluriformes; Ariidae
Gene: rilpl1
Product: Rab interacting lysosomal protein-like 1
Exons: 8
Coding region: 302-1624 (440 amino acids)
Biological process (GO): cilium assembly
Cellular component (GO): ciliary basal body; cytoplasm
Molecular function (GO): protein dimerization activity
Source: RefSeq, a predicted model, not a curated record
UUCUAGCUGAUGCCAUUUCAACUCUCCGGUGUCGCUCGCGCAUGCGCACUAACUGCGGCAGUUUCCAGUGAAGAAAUCAGGACGAGAAACGGGACGGCGAUGGGACGGGUGUUAUUAUCGUUCAGUUUAGCCGCUAUAACAGCCUGUGUGACUAGUACGAUUGAAAAUAUGACAUUACAACUUGUGUGAGUGUUUUGUCCUACUUGUCAGGUUGUGUACGCGCAGAGAAAAAGGAAAAGUUCGGGGUUUUAUCUUGAGAGGAAACAGCAGCAGCAGGGCGGUGGGAAACGAAGCGACAGUCAUGGAAGGUUUUGGAUCGGCGCUGGAGAAAAACGUGGCGGAUUUAACCGUGAUGGACGUGUACGACAUAGCGGCUGUGGUGGGUCAGGAGUUUGAGCGGAUUAUAGAUCAGUACGGGUGUGAAGCCUUGGCGAGACUCAUGCCCAAAGUUGUGCGGGUUUUGGAGAUCCUGGAGGUGUUGGUGAGCCGCAAUAGCAUCAGUCCGGAGACCGAGGAGCUGCGGCUGGAGCUGGAUAAACUCCGCCUGGAGCGACUGGACCGCCUGGAGAGGGAAAAGAAACACAAAAAGGAGCUGGAGUUGGUCGAGGAUGUGUGGCGAGGGGAAGCCCAAGACUUGUUGUCUCAGAUUGCCCAGCUGCAAGAGGAAAACAAGACCCUCCUCAACAACCUGUCACUCAAGGACUGCCCAAUGACAGAAGAGGAUGUUCAGAGACAGGAAGGUAUGUCAGAAAGGGAGAGGCAAGUGAUGAAAAAGUUAAAGGAGGUGGUGGAUAAGCAGAGGGAUGAGAUUCGCGCCAAGGAUCGAGAACUAACCCUGAAGAAUGAAGACAUCGAAGCACUGCAGCAGCAACAGAACCGGCUGAUGAAAAUUAACCACGAUCUGAGGCACAAGAUCACAGUGGUGGAGGCGCAAGGCAAAGCUCUGAUCGAGCAGAAGGUGGAGCUUGAGGCGUUCGCCCAGGCCAGGCAACAGGAGCUGGUGAGCCUGAGACAAGAAGUGGCACGACUCCGAGAGCGUCAUCAGGGAGAGCAGAAAAGCCCUGAAACUGAGGAGCCACCUGCUCCACCAUCACCUGCACAGAAUUUACUCCCCAAGCCUGUGCUAUCAUGCGAUCCUCCACUGUUCCUGGCUCCACAUGACCACCAAGUGCUUACAGAUGAAGAUGAGGAUGAUGUGGAAGAAGAGGAGGAAGAGGAUGUGUUGUUAUGGGAAGCGUUGUGUGAGGAAGAAGUGGGUUUCGAUCCAAAAGAUCCAAACCGACCACGUUUCACUCUGCAAGAGCUGCGAGAUGUCCUGCAUGAGAGGAAUGAGCUGAAGGCCAAAGUGUUCAUGCUGCAAGAGGAAAUUGCAUAUUACAAAAGUGAAGAGCAGGAAGAUGAUGCACACCCACCCACUCCGGACCCUUCACCUACGCUCAGGACCCGCUCCAGAACCAGUGCUCAACCAGAGUCUGGCAUAAAGCGCUUGUUUAGCUUCUUCUCCCGUGACAAGAGGCGCAGCUCGCAGAAGGGCAUGGCCCAGUUUGACGACAGCUACAGCCCGUGGUCCCGCAAAGACGACGUGUAUACAGAACAAGCCCAGGAAGCUUUACAGCACAUGUAACACACUGAACACUGAAAGCACAAAGGACCCUCUAAUCCCUAACCCACUGCAAUGUCAUGAGCAAUACAUACACUCCAAUGUUACAGUCACAUUUCCCAGCAAGCUGUUAUUAGUGGAUAAAGACAGAAGGGAAAUGGGACAGCUUAAACAUGCGUAUGUCUACACAACACUUCUAAUGUUGGCAUCUCUAAAGGUUGGGAUGUCGAGCUUAAUUUUAAGUUGUUUUCUGUGCAAAGAUACUAUAUGCAAAGAGUCAUGUUUCCAGUCAUGAGGAGAGCAAAGGAGGCCAUGUUGAUAUGCCUUGAGUAGAAUUGUGAUUAAGGUGCUUUAUCAUGUUCGUAAAUUCAAAUUGAAUAAUGAAAUGAGGCAGUGCUUAAUGAAAGCUAACCCGGUUUUAUUGUCAUAAAGAAUGCCCAUAAUGGGAUUGUGCAUUGCCAAUAAAAGGUGGCGUUUUCCAGGUUUAAACCUACAUUUUGCACAGUAAUUAUGAGGAAAAAAACAUGGAAUAUGUAGGUGUGUGUGUUAUUACCAAGUUCUGCUAUAUAAAUGAUAAACGAGUGUCUGGGCAUUCCAGACUCUCCCAAGAGUCACAUCAGCAAAUGUCCCACACCAGCUGUUCUGCAUUCUUAUCACGUGUGGUGCUUAUACUGGCAGUUCCUUGAGUUGUUUAGUCAAAGCAUGAAAAUGCCAACGCAGUUCCAGCAACAUGGUGACAAACGCUUCUUUGUGAGCAUGGAAUCCUUGCCAGUGAUUUUACUCAUUUUUUAAAAAAAUUAUGCAUCCUGUGUGGUUGUAAAAGCUUUCAGGAGUUUCUUUAUGAUGAAUGUACCACACUACAGAUCUUUAAUGAAGGAUAACGAAGAAUGCUGCAUAAUUUCAUCUCAUUGGCCAUUAAAAUAUUUGAUACAUCA